AUGGCAGCCAAGCCUGAAUCACUCCCUCAACUCUUCGAUGCUGUUAAGGCCAAGUUCCCCGAAUCCCUUGGACCUGACAGAUGGUACCUUGUUGCUGCAUCCUCCCUCAUCACGAAUUCUAACCCCACAAACUUCGCCCAGCUCUGGACCUAUUUGACAGCGCAAGGGGAAUAUCAAGCCCUUGAAAAGCGGCAAGCUCUCAAUAGACGACUGCGAGAGUUUCUGAUGAAACAAUGGGUCACCAUAGGCGUACCUAAGAGUGCUGUUGCUCUAUUCUCUUUGAUCAAAGAGGAGAAGCCUGGGGAUGCUGAUUUGAGCUUUACCAAAUCUCACGCUGCCCUUACCCCAGCUAACCGCGAGCGUGGCACUCAAUUCCUUCGCUAUCUCUACACCGAAGAGCAGAUGGAAGCUAUGUGGAAAAGCUGGGGUAAGGACUCGGAAUGGCUGACCAAGGAAAUUGUAUACGGCAUGUUUUAUGGUGAUGACACGAUUCUGGGGUUUGUGGAUACGGAGUUGAUUACGUAUACGGCUAUCAUGUGUCAAGGAUUACAGGUCACGAUCCACAAUCACCUCGGCGGACUGUUGGGCAUGGGCUUGAGCGUGGAAGAGAUCGAGGGAGUCACGGAAUGCGGAGAGCUUGUUGCGAAAUGGUCAGGAGUGGAUACAAGUGGUUGGCCAGAUGUGAGGGAGAUUGCAGCCGGGCUGAAGAAGUAA
Messenger RNA from Letharia lupina, 714 nucleotides. RefSeq lists its product as uncharacterized. The transcript has 4 exons. Lineage: Eukaryota; Fungi; Ascomycota; Lecanoromycetes; Lecanorales; Parmeliaceae. The coding region runs from base 1 to 714 and encodes 237 amino acids. The record is from RefSeq and is a predicted model, not a curated record.